Molecule: messenger RNA, 1776 nt
Organism: Perkinsus marinus ATCC 50983
Lineage: Eukaryota; Perkinsozoa; Perkinsida; Perkinsidae
Product: ATP-binding cassette transporter, putative
Exons: 1
Coding region: 1-1776 (591 amino acids)
Cellular component (GO): membrane
Molecular function (GO): ATP binding; ATP hydrolysis activity; ABC-type transporter activity
Source: RefSeq, a predicted model, not a curated record
AUGAGCGCUUACACCCGCCACCCAGUAGACAAGGUCGAACGACAAUCUCAUUCCCUUGAUUGGCGCGAUGUCACUUUUGAAGUCACCCGAAAGAGCCUCUUGGGCAAGAAGCUCGGUGUUAAGCGUAUCCUCAACAACGUGAGCGGCUCAGCCGCUCCUGGUGAAGUCGUUGCCAUCAUGGGCCCCUCCGGCUCUGGCAAAACGUCACUAUUAGACAUUCUGGCUGACCGUGUCUCGUCUGGCAAAAUCACCGGCGACAUUUUGCUCAACAAGAUUAGUCGUACACCGAUCUCCUUUCGGGCGGUAUCUGCGUACGUUGCCCAAGAAGACAGUCUGAUGGGUUCCUUCACCGUGCUCGAGACACUUCGCCAAAGUGCUCGUCUGGCUCUACCCAAACAAGUCAGUCACGACGAACGGGAACGCCGUGUUCAACAUGUCGUUGACAUAAUGGGUCUGCGUUCUUGUGAGAAUACUCUCAUUGGGGACGUUUUCCGCAAGGGCAUCUCUGGUGGCCAAAAGCGCCGUGUAAGCGCCGCGAUUGAGCUCCUAAAAUCACCGUCUGUUCUACUCCUAGAUGAGCCCACCUCUGGUCUGGACUCAGCGUCCGCCUACAACAUUAUGGAAUAUCUCAAGAACCUCGCUUCUGAGGACAAGUGCACAAUCGUCGUGACUAUUCAUCAGCCUAGUAGCGAUAUUUGGCUCUCGCUUAGCAAAGUGUGCUUCCUCGUACAAGGCAACAUUGUAUACUUCGGUCCGCCAGAUAAGGUGCCGGAGUACUUCGCUGCUGCUGGCUAUCCCGUACCCACCUUUACGAAUCCCGCUGAGCAUGUCAUGAAUCUAGUCAACACGGAUUUCCCUGGUCAUGGCGACGUCCCAGGACUCGUCGACCACUAUAACACCGUGGCCAACCAAGGAGGAGCAUCACGUACGUCGGAUGAUCUUGACAGCGUCCCUCGCUUGAAUGACAGUGAGAUUUGGGCGACUGUCCGACCGAGCAAACUACAGCAAUUCAUCACCCUCCUGGUGAGGAACUUCCAAAAUAACGUGAGAAACCCAGGCAUCUACUGGGUUCGUCUGGUCAUGUAUGUUAUUCUCUCCUUUAUGAUUGGCACUAUGUACAUUCGGACCAACGACUCCCUUACUCAGAGAGACCAAGUCCCGAUGCUUUUCUAUGUGCAGGCAUUCCUGGUAUUCAUGGCUGUAGCCGUGCUGCCAUUCUUCGAUGAGAUACGUUCAGUGUUUGCUCGAGAGCGAGCUAAUUCCAACGUUAACGUGGCGGUGUUCGUCAUUGCCAACUUCCUCGCUUGCCUUCCGGGCAUCGCUCUUAUCGCAGUGGUCUCGUCUGGCAUGGUUGUUGGCUUGGCUGGACUCAACGCUUUUGGCUGGUUUUGCCUCAACUUGUUCCUCUCGAUGGUUGUCUCGGAAUCGCUCAUGAUGCUGCUGGGUGCUGCCACUCCUCAUUACAUCAUUGGUAUCGCUCUAGGUGCCGGUAUCUAUGGUAUGUUUAUGUUGGUGUGCGGCUUCAUGGUCCCGGCGGACCGCAUACCCGCAGGCUGGAAGUGGGUUCAUCACUUGGCAUUCCACACGUACGCGUUUGCUGCAUUCAUGUUCGCUGAGUUCGAUGAUGCUCCACCACUUGGGGACCUCAUUUUAACUGAGUAUAACCUGGAAGACACUGACCUCGGUUUGAAUAUGGUCAUACUCGCCAUAUGGACAGCGGUGCUCCAACUGUUCUUCUUUGCCGCCCUUUACUACUUGCAUACAGGUCGAAGAUGA